Sordaria macrospora k-hell is the source of this 1320-nucleotide messenger RNA. RefSeq lists its product as uncharacterized. Lineage: Eukaryota; Fungi; Ascomycota; Sordariomycetes; Sordariales; Sordariaceae. The record is from RefSeq and is a predicted model, not a curated record.
AUGACAACACAGACAUGGACCCCCCUUGUCCGGAGAGACACCAAAGGGCCUUUAAGCACCGGUGCCAUCGCCGGCAUAGCUGUCGGUGCGGCCGUGCUGUUUUUGGCGAGUGCUGCUCUAUUUGUGGUUUACUAUCGACGACAACGACGCUACAAUGCCGAAGAUAGCGAGUACUAUCAGUAUUCCGACUCUGUUCAACGGGGCCAACACAACACGGGGAGGACUUUCGUGGCAGUUCCUCGCCGAGCUCCAACCUACACUUUGGACUAUAAGAUGGACAACCAAGUUGGUACCGGGCAGUCGACUCCUGCCCAGUUCUCAGCAGACCCCCGGGCCCAAAACCCCGAGACACCUCCACUGGACGACAUGGCAAGCGCAAUGCCAACCCACCCAGCAUAUCUUCCCAAGGCAGUGGUUCGAGGGACAACACUUAAGCCCAUCACCCGUCGACCCUCCGAGGACCAGAGCACCCCGGCGUACUAUUCUUCGAAUGCAAACAGCAACAACAUGCCCAUGCAAGCUUAUCGCGGCUCUUCAUCCACGGCCGCCGCCGCAGCAACAGGGGGGAGUGAUUCAAGGAUGAUGGGAAGCAAAGAAAAGCAGUUCUUCCCCUCUCCACCGGGGUCCGGAGGAACGGGCGCAACCACUUUCUACGACGACGAGGACUAUUACGCCGAGGAUCCGGAGAAGGACGUCAAAGGCCGACGUAGGGUUUCCCUCCCACUUCGUCUCGCCCCAGUGGACCAAGAGGAGGAAGACGAAGACCGCUAUUAUUAUCAAGGACAACAGCAGCAGCAACAACAGGAUGAACAGUCCCAGUACCACCAGCAGCAGGCUCACGGAUAUCACCCCCAGCACCAAUACCAGCAGCAACAGCAACAGAAUCAACCCCAACCCCCACAACAACCUCAACAAUCACCCCCAGCCCUGCACACCCCCGCAUCCAUCGCCUCCUCCUCCCGCACUACCACCCAAAGUGGCGCGGUACCCACCAUCUCCCUCCCCAUCAAAGGCAAAAAGAAGAAAUUCCCUCCUCCCCAACUAAACCUACAACAAAGCAGUCAAACCUUCCCCAACAACCCCAACAAUCCCAAUCCCAACCAAACCAGCGGCAGCGGCAGUAACAUCAAGACCGGCGGUACCUCCGGCAGUGGUGGUCUAAUGGUAGACAUGGUCAUGUCCACCAGCAACCACCGCCCUCUCAGCGGGAUGGAGGAUAUGUUCUAUCAGUGGACCUUUGGCUUUUCCCCAUUACUCUCAUCAGCAGUAUGCGCAGCAGCAGCAACAGCUGCAGGAAGUGCAAGGGGGGUAUUAUGUUGA